AUGGCAUUCCCGAGCUACCGGUGCGAUAUAUCACUGUCUAUGUUCACCCCAAUUAACACAUUCCUAGAUGAGUUCUCAUAUAAUGAGUUAACUAAUCGGAUAAUUUCGCCGGAAAUAAACAACUCGACCGACGAGAAGAUAAUCCUCGACUUGGAUGACGGCACCGAAGAGGCGCUGGACGAGGCAGCGGAGGCCGAUCUGGUGGACUUGGCCGGCAUACUGGGCCUGCACUCGAUGCUCAACCAGGACCAGUUCCACUCGUCCAUAAUCAAUAAGGGUCAACGCAUGGGAGGGGAUAAGUUUGAGUCGAUCGUGAAGGCGCCGGUACCAAAAAAGUUGCCGUUCGAGCCGGAUAAUAUGACCGACCCCGAGCACACGGCCAGGCAAGUGAUCGCCAACGAUCCCAACCUAACGGAGCUGAACUGGAAUAACAUUAAGUUCAUACCGCGCGAGACAUUCAAGAAAAUGUUUGAAGGCUUGAAAAGUAACACACAUUUGCAGGCCAUUCACUUGUCCAACACCGGGCUCACCGACGGACCCGCAGAGAAACUGGUGGAGGCGCUCAAAGAGAACACGACGUUGCGUACGAUAAGCCUGGAGUCGAACUACCUGUCCGGCCCUAUGCUGCGGACACUGAUCCAGUCACUGCUGGUUAAGCAACGGGUGCUGGAGUUCCGGGCGUGUAAUCAGAGGCCCAUAAUUAUGGGCAACAGAAUCGAGAUGGAGAUCGCGAAGGCUGUCGAGCAGAAUAAGACGUUACUCCGUCUGGGC
Messenger RNA from Oppiella nova, 771 nucleotides. Lineage: Eukaryota; Metazoa; Arthropoda; Arachnida; Sarcoptiformes; Oppiidae. The record is from the annotation of a GenBank genome assembly.